Molecule: messenger RNA, 1726 nt
Organism: Malus domestica (apple)
Lineage: Eukaryota; Viridiplantae; Streptophyta; Magnoliopsida; Rosales; Rosaceae
Source: RefSeq, a predicted model, not a curated record
UCCCUCUCUCUCCUCUCUCUCAUCAUUUUUCUUUUUAUAUAAUCUUAAUUUCAUUUUUUUUCUUCUCAUAUCUUCGAAAUAAUAAAAAUUUGUGUUUUUCCAUUCUCUCUGCUUCUUCUGUUUGGGAUCCUGCGAAGAUCGGAUCGACCGCUCUCUCGCUCUCUUGCUCUCACAGGUCUCUCCUUCUUGUUCUUCCUCCCUUCAUCUCUAUCUCAAUUUUCCCUAUCGGCGAAACGCCUUCCUUCUUCAAAGAUUUCAGUGUUUGUUUCUGGUUCUGUACUUCUGUGUCGUAUCGCAGGUGUUUGAUGGACUUUGACGGUUUGGGGAGAGAGAGAAGGUGGAGCCGUCGACUGUGAUCGGAGCAAUCUCUGCUGAUUAAGUUAAAAAUCGAAGGUACAAAAUAAAGGUGGUUAAUUUUUUUAUUAAAAUAAUGUCUUCGUCGUCGUCAAACUCUCCUUGCGCAGCGUGCAAAUUUCUGCGGCGGAAGUGCACGCAGGAGUGCGUCUUCGCGCCUUACUUCCCACCUGACAAUCCCCAUAAGUUUUCCAAAGUCCACAAGGUCUUCGGUGCCAGCAAUGUCGCCAAGAUCCUCAACGAGCUCAGCGCUUCUCAGCGCGAUGACGCCGUCAACUCUCUGGCCUAUGAGGCGGAGGCCCGCCUUCGCGACCCCGUCUACGGCUGCGUUGGACUCAUUUCCAUCCUCCAGCAGCGGCUCAAGGAAGUCCAGGCCGACCUUUUCAAUGCCAAGAAGGAGCUCGCCACUUACAUGGGCCCACAAGGUAUGCUCUCCAUCCUCCAGCCGCCAACUUACAUGGCUCAGCAGCUCCAAGGAAACGCUUCUUCCGCCGUUUCGCCGUACAUGUCUCCAAUGAUUGGCAUUCCAACCGGGGCUGCUUCCGGGCAGUUGAUGAUUCGAGAGCCACAGCAACAACAGAUUUUUGAGGCGCAGCAGUUGGCGGUGGCCGUGGCAGCGAGGGAGCAGCAGGAGAUGUUCAGGAGUUUUGAUCAGAGUAAACAGGCAAUGCAGCAGCAGGCGCAGGACCAUGUGAGAUUCAACAGUGGGUUUGACUCGUCCCCUGGCUCGGUCACUGUGGGCGGCUUCACUCAGAUGGCCGGAGCGUUGGGCAACGCCGUUUCGCCGUCUUUGGCUCUGGGGUUUGAUAGCGGUCCGUACCACCAGAUUCAGCAGCAGCAGCCUCACCAUAAUCCCCACCUCCACCUCCACCUGCAGCUUCAGUCUCAGUUGUUGCUCCAAACCCAACAGCCGCAAGGGCAGCAUCAGGCUCAGCAGCCCCAGCAACCCCAGUUGCAGGCAAAGUCCGAUCUGGGCGAGGAAGGCGGUGGUAGGAGUGUGGGUCCCUCUUGUUGAUGGGUCUUUCUUCAGCUCUUCCCUGCCUUCCCCGCUUUUUCAUUUAACUAAUUUUCAUUCUAGUUCAUAGCGCCUGCAUGCAUACACAGCUAGAGAUGUUUUGAUUGGAGAGGGCAGGAGAGGAGAGACAUAUUUCCAAAGAGUUCGUAGUAGAGAUGUUGGAGUACAGUUUAAUUAAUUUUAUCUUCUAUUUAAUUAGUAUUUAGUAGUGAUCCAGGACAAUUUAUAUUCAUCCAUUCUUCUAUUACCCUAUUUGUUCCAUGAUCUAUGGGUAUACUGGAGCUCCUUUCUUAAGGUCUCUAUUUUGAGGACCUAUGAGGACCAAAAAUAUAUUAGUUAUAAGAUUAUAUUAGUUUA